Messenger RNA from Periophthalmus magnuspinnatus, 2161 nucleotides. Its product is annotated as plexin domain-containing protein 1-like. The transcript has 14 exons. Lineage: Eukaryota; Metazoa; Chordata; Actinopteri; Gobiiformes; Gobiidae. Bases 72 to 1541 code for a protein of 489 amino acids. The record is from RefSeq and is a predicted model, not a curated record.
GGAGAAGAGACGAGGAGAAGACGAGAAGAGAAGAGGAGACUGUUCAACUUUUGACUUUUCAUGUUUUGAAAAUGGGUCUGAAGCUGCUGAAGCUGAUGCUGCUCUUCUGUAUUCAGACAGAACUGCUAUGGGUUAUGGCAAAACACCAAACAAGCGAUUUCUACACUGCCAUUUCUAAGCACGAUGGAAAGUCCAGUAGAGGUGACGCUAUUGUUUACACUGCCCUGAGUUCACCUGCUGGACAUCCCCGGAAAAACAGAGCCGUUUUGGGUCCUGGCGUAACCAUCCAGACACUUCCAAGCAACAUGACACGUAUAGUGGAGGAUUCUGGGAAAUAUUACAUUUGGAGAAGUUUUGGCCCAGAUGACCAGCACACACGGGAGCUGUGGGUGGACAUGGGUGACCUCAGGCAUGGCCAAGUCCGACUCCAUGGCAUCCUGUCCAACGCACACAAACAAGCAGCGAGGGUCGUCCUGUCGUUUGACUUUCCCUUUUAUGGUCAUUUCCUGAGGCAGAUCACCAUAGCAACAGGAGGUUUUAUCUUUACGGGUGACAUUACGCACCGCAUGCUGACCACGACGCAGUACAUCGCUCCUCUGAUGGCGAACUUUGACCCCAGCUUCUCCAAAGACUCCACUGUUCAAUAUCUAGACAAUGGUGAGGUGUUUGUGGUCCAGUGGGGAAAAGUGAGACUCCAGGGCAGAGAGAAAGACGGUGCCUUUACUUUCCAGGCCGCUCUCCACAAAUCCGGAACCAUCUCAUUCAGCUACAGAGAGAUCCCUGUGGCUUUAGCUCAUAUUGGUUCUGCAGAUCAUCCAGUGAAGGCUGGUCUGUCCGACGCCUUCAUGGUCACAUCAUCCACCGCUCCAGCUCCAGACGGUGGUAAACAGACGGUUUAUGAAUAUCACCGAGUCACAAUAGAAUCAGACAAGAUUCAAAACAACUCAGCCAUAGAAUUCACCCCACUGCCUACAUGCUUGCAGCUCCACAGCUGUGAGCUGUGUCACUCUGCUGAUGAGUCUUUGGGCUGCAGCUGGUGCCAUGUUCUUCAAAGGUGCUCUGACGGCAUGGACAGACACAGGCAGGAGUGGACGGACUAUGCCUGUUUUGAAGAGAGUGAAGACUUCACCUGUGAAGAUUAUUUCAGAGAUGAAAACUCCACUGACUCAUCUGUGUCCUCAGAGACUGAAGGCAAACGUGGGGUCACUGGGGUCAAUGGGGCCACCACUCUGCAAAAUGGCUGCAAGAAAAAUGGAGCCUCAGACGGGACAAAAACGAUCCUCAAAACUGGGAAUGAUAUAAACUCUGACUCUUCGUCUCGGAGGAAGGAGCCUAAUCUGGCCAUCGUGGCCGGUGCCAUCGUGGCGCUGGUGCUGGUUCUGGCCCUGGUUGUUGUGGCUGUUUUCAUUAACUGUUAUCCAGCUGUGGCGUCUCCACUUCACCACAUCCAGAGGAGGAAUAGUUACUGGCCAGCGCUGAAGUUUCAGAACCAAAAACCCGGCUACACAGAGAUGGAGGCAGAUGGAAACGACAGGGACUGAAGAACACGACACAACCAGCACCAGCCACAAGAGGGCGCUCACCAGCCACAAGAGCACGAUUUUAGCACUUUUAAACAAAACAAAUAUAGAAAAUGUAAAUAAUGUAAAAUAAUAAUGAAUUUGCUUUAGUUCAGGGCAUCCAGCUGUUUCUCUUUCAUUACUGUUUGUAUGGCAAAACUAUUACGAAACUUAUGUGUGUCUCCCUCAGUCGUCCAGGUCUGAUCCAAACAACAAAAAAAAGAACAAAAGAAAUCUGUAACUGGACAAAAUGUUUUAGAGAGAAGACGUUUGGCUGCUCGUCCAACAGACUUCUUCAGUCCUGUUCAGAUUCUGGUCAGAGUCUGGUCAGAUUACUGCUCAACACUGCCUUAUUAAAGGACAGACGUUUUGUCCAGUUGACAGAUUUUAUAUUUUUCUUUUGCUGUUACUAAACUUGAAACUAUUAAAAUCUUAAGGCGAGUGUGGGUGCCUCUCCAUAGAUCUGACUCGUAAUGAGGUCUUGUUUCCAUGGAGACAGAUAGUUUGAAGUCAUAAUAAGUAAUAACAUCACUAUGGAGACGGGCAGAGGCUGGACUUUCCACCAGUCUUUUCCACACAUGCUGUUAUCUGGGCUUAUCCUC